UCCCAGCAAAUAUACCGUGACGUCAGACUGCGCAUGCUUAGAGAAACUUAAAAAAAACCCCGAGAAUUCCACGAGUGAAAAAGAAGUCUGCCUGGUUUGUGUGUGUUUUGAGAGGAAAGCACCAAAGUUUACUGCGGUUUUCCUCUGAUGACGUCAUUGCGGAAUUCCCCCACUGUUUAUCUCUGAAGUGCGCGUGCUUGUUGACAGCGAGGUGUCGCGGACAUCAUUUUUUCUUAUGACCUUUUACUGUUUACAGUAAUAUUUGUACUGCUUAUAAACACUAUAUACAAAUAUAUUUGUAUUAGUAUAUGGUGUGCGCGUGCGGACAUUAAACCUAAGAAAAACAACCGAGAGUUAAAUGAUGGAGUUUGAAAUCUGAAAUAACAUAAUUCUGAAUAAAUGAGGUCAUGUGACCGUGAUUAUAAUUUAAACCGUUGUUAAUGCUGGCUCAGAGCUGCUGUGUCGGAGGGUUACGUUAGUUUGUAGCUCUGAGGUCGGACGGAAAGCACCCAGCGUUACUUUCGGUUUGUUCCUUUAUUUGUUGUUGUGGAUUCUGGAUGAGCUCAUUCUCUCAGUGUCAGGUGUGGAGGUGGGUUGGGAGCUGAUGUCCGUAUUUUUCUGGAUAUGAGGAGAGUUUCCUUCUCUUUCUGUGCUCUGAUCUGUGAACAUGGAGCGAUCAGCUGCUCUCUGCCUCCUCUCCUUGCUGCUCCUGGCCGUGCCCUGCUGCUCCCAGCCCGGGCUUAUUCAGGCAUACUUUCGGCCUGGAGGCGCUCUGGUUCUGCAGCCUGUGCUGCCGGUCCCUGAACGCAUCACCAGCGUGGUGUGGAAACGCAACAACGACCUGCUGGCCGAGUGGGCGGAGGGAGUGAGUGAGGUGGGAUACUACGGACGGUUCAGAGGCCGGUCAGUGCUCAGCACCGGGACCGGACGCCUGCGCGUCAGCGGCGCGUCUGCAGAGGACGCUGGAGUGUUUUCAGUGGAGAUCAACAACGAGCCUCAGAGCGAGCUCUACAGAGCUGCAGCCGUGGAUGAGGUCCCCCCGCCGGAGGCCUUUGUGACACCUCUGGCCUGCAGUCAGGCCUCCUCUCGGUGCUUACUGCACUGCUAUGGACACACUGCAGACACUGAGGACAUCACCUACUACUGGAAGAUGGGCGAUGGAGAGUGGGAGGAGUCAGAAAAGAAGAUAGAGAUCCUCAAUGUUAAUGAGCUGCACCAUGUGAGAACUUUCUCCUGCAGGAUGAAGAACCCAGUGAGUGAGAAAGAGAGCGAGCCCAUCAAUAAUCCUUUUUACCGACAGAGCAGCCCACCUGACUCUGCAGGAGGGACAGGUGUGGCGGUCACUGUGGGCGGAGCUUUUGGAGCUGCUGCCCUGGUUUCUGUGGCUCUGUUUGCAUUUUGUCAGAGAGAAUUUAUCCAGAAAAGCAUUAAGAAGCUCGAAGGGAGGAUUUCUGUCCCACAGGACUCAGUGACAUGUAACUGUGUAAAGAUUCAUCAGCGUGGGUUUGUUGUUUGUGCGUUAGAAACUGUGACCUGCUGCAGGAAAGAAACACCUGCAGAUAAACUCAUGGCAUCAUGAAUGUUUGUGUUAUUUAACAGCUACCUCUGUCUGAGCAGGAACUCUGAACUGUUCAGUGUUCUAGUGAAGAGAAACUGCUGAACUAGUAAAGGUCCUGUGAAUGCAAUUGAGUUGUUUUCUCUUUAUUUCUUCAUCGUGCCACGUCUCUCUUGGAAAUAAGAUUUUUAAUCUCAGUGAGAUUUUUACCUGGAUAAA
This is a messenger RNA of Oreochromis aureus, 1774 nucleotides long. RefSeq lists its product as uncharacterized. The record is from RefSeq and is a predicted model, not a curated record. The coding region runs from base 668 to 1579 and encodes 303 amino acids. Lineage: Eukaryota; Metazoa; Chordata; Actinopteri; Cichliformes; Cichlidae. The transcript has a single exon.